AUGUAUUAGACAAGUUAGCUAAUUAACCGUCGACCCAACAUGAGAUAAUUAACUGGUAGGGCACGUGACAUCUAAGAUGAUGAUGACGAUGAUCCUGGCAUCUCUAGUUUUGCAAGAAGCAAAGUCGAUGAUGAUGAUGAAAAAUUCAAAAAUCAAAACAGUGAUCCUGAUUUUCUUGAUAGUCUAUUGAGAAAAAAGAGUAGAAAUGACUCCAAAGUAGAUAAAGUAAAUAUAUUUUAAUAAUAUCUAAGUCCAAUAAUAGUUCAAUUAUACCUAGUACACCACCUCCCUAAAGUACAAGUAAAAAGAGUGAUCAAGAAAUAUCAAAUACAGAUCCAAAGAAAGGAUAAACAUAAACACAAAAUAAUUCUGGAAAUAAGGAUACACCCUAAUAAUAAUAAUAAUAAAAGCAAUCAUAAUAAACUCCUGCAAAACCCAAUACUACUCAGCCAUUCUAAACUCCAGAUCCAAAAUAACAAUAACCUCAAUAAAAGACUCCUGCAUAAUAACCAUCAUAAACUAAAACACCUUAAGCAUAACCUCAACCAUCAUAGUAAUCAUAAACCCCACAAUAAACAAAGACUCCUUAAUAAACCAAAACCCCUCAAUAAUAACCCUCUUAAUCAUUAACUCCAGCUACAAAUAAGACAUAAUAGAAUCAAAAGUAAACUCCUGCUCCUGCACCAAAAGAAAUAGUAGAUCCUGCAAAAUCAAUUUCAAAUAAACCUUCAGCUAAAAAAGAAGAACAAAAGAAUUAAUAACCACUACCUUAACCAGAAUAACCAAGUAAGGUUCAACCACCUCCUAAAGUUGAAUAACCAACUAAAAUUGAAUAGCCUUCUAAAACUGAUUAAUCCAACAAGGGCAAUUAAAAACAACCACAAAAUCAAUAACCUUAAUAAAAUAGAAUUGAUUAAGAUAAUCAAUAAUAAGAAUAAGGACCAUAAAUUUCUGAAAAUAGACCAAAUUUUGUUAGGAGAGGAAAGAACACAUAGAAUGUUAAGGAUGUUGCUAAAAAUAUCAAAACAUUACCAGAGGAUAGAAUUAAAGCUUUAGAACCAAAAAACAAUAUUGAAGUGAGUAAAAAAUUAUCAUUGAAAUUUGCACCAUAAAAAGAAUAUACAGAUCCAACAUUUCCUCCUAAUGAUUUAUAAGUAUUUUAAGUAUUUGGCCAUGGUUAAGUUGAUUUUAAGAGGUUUAAUCUUGGAAGAGAAUAAGAUACUCAUUAAGUAGUUGAUCCAAAUGAUAUAGUACCUGGUUAAUAAUCAAGUACUCUAAUGUAAGUAUUGGCUGCUAUUGCUGAAUAACCAUAAUUAAUAACUAGAAUUUUGGAAGAUCAAGUUAUCAACGAAUUUGGAUUUUAUUAUGCUAGAUUAUGUAUAGGAGGUGUAUGGAAAUAUAUCUUAGUUGAUGAUUUGCUUGGUUAUUUUAAAGGAGAACCAAUUGGAGCAAGGACAACAAUUGAUAAUAAUAAAUUAAAGUAUUAAUCAUUAUUGAUUUAUUAGAUCAUUACAAAAAUCCAAUCCUGGGUAUUAAUCAGAAAUGUGGCCAUUCAUUAUUGAGAAAGCAUUUGCAAAAGAAUAUGGAAGUUAUGAAGAUGCAUUUAAAAUUGCUACAGUAGCUGAUUUUCUUUAAGAAACAACAGGAGCACCUACUACUGUUGAAUAAAUAAGUGAAAAUGUUUUGAAAUCUUUGACAUAGAAUGAUGUUGCUCUAAUACAUUUAGCUGAUGGAAUUUUCACAUACUUAAGUUAAGAUGGUAAAGAUGUAACUCUACGUAAUCCUUGGGGUUGGGUCAAGAAUUAACCAAGUACUGCUUAACCAGAAGGGGAAUUCAAAGUUCCCAUAAAAAACAUUAUAGGUAAAUAAAUCACAAUUGCUAAAUGUGUUCCUAAUAAUUACCAUAUCAGUUAUAAUUUGAAAGCAAACAAUGAUGCUUAUUCAUCAUUUUAUGUGGAUGUACGUUAAGAUACUGUUGCCACCUUUAGAUUACAUUAAAGAGAUGAAAGAUAUUUUAGAAAUAAUAUAUCUAAAAAAUAUGAUUAUUGUUUUGCAAGAUUAUUAGUAUUUGAUGAAUAAUAAUAAUUAAUUGCUGAGGAUUUUGGGCAAUUUAAAACAUUAAAUGUUAAUGUUAAUUUAUAAAAGGGUAAAUAUACUAUUGUAAUCCUUUUGGAUUUCUUAAAUGAAUAAUUAUAUGAUAGCACAUUGACUUUCUAUGGAAAUUAAUCAGUUGAUAUUAGUAGAAUUAAUUAUAGAUAGUAACCUAAUUUAUUGGCUUAAUUAUAUACUUAAGUAGCAAUUAGCAAGGGUUAAAAAAAAUAAAAUGGAUAAAUUGAUGAAUUUACUUAUGUUUCUGAUAACAAAUUAACUAUUUUAGCUUGGAAGUAUAAUGGAACUCAACCUAAUAAGUGGAGCAAAGAUUUAAGCAAAUAGCCUAAUAGAAAUAAUAUGAAACCUAUUACAUUUGUUAAUGUAGCAGACACAUAAUAAUUAAAAGUACUCACAACUGAGUAGAUUAAACAGUUGAAACUGAGUAGCUGGUAGAAUGCAUCAUCAUUCAAUAUUGAAUUCACUUAAUAAAACAACACUUAUGCAGUUGUAUUCAAGUGAUUAAUUAUUAGAAUAUAUAAAUAUUAAUAUAAUGAAUCAAUAAUAAUUGGAUAAUAUUGUACAUAAGUAACCAGGAUUAGAUUCCUUCCUUUAAACAUUAUGGUAAUCACAUCUAUUUGGAACAAAAGUUAUCUUAACCUUUUCAAUAAUUCUUGGAUUAAUUGAUUUAGUUACUCAUUUUGCUUUUGACAUCUUCAGUAAUUCCCCUAGUUUAACAUUACCUUUUUAAAUCUAAAGAUUAUUUUUUGCAAACUUUGUUCAUUGUAUAUAUACAAAUUAAAAAUUUCUAUAGAUUACAGUAUUGAUUUGAUAUUAGCUAUAAUAUGCAUUCAUAAUAAAUUAAAAGACUUUGAAAUAAAACAUGGCACAGUAACAUUCCUUAUCAUAAUUAUUAUUCUAGGUAUUAUCACUUAAGUAUACAAACAAAUAUUAUUUUAGUCAUUAUGCCUUAUUUUAUAAUUUAUAUUUUCUUACAUAUAUCCUCCAUUCUAUGAAACUGCAGCAUAUAGUCUAUGGAACUUUACUAUAUUCUUUAAAAUUCAAGAGUAUUAUCAAUUAUUUUAUCUCAAGAUGUCUUAUGAUACCUAAUGGAUAAAGUUAAUUCCUGAUUUUUCCGAUGUAACUAAAAAAUAAAUAUUACCCCAUUGUGUUUGUUAUUCUCUUUACAUUAAUUCAAUAAUCUUUGACAUUUAUUAGCGCAUCCAUAAUUGCCAUUAUUUACUUUUUAUUUUAAAAUAGAUUUUCCUUUUAAACAGCAGUAAGUAUCAUUUAUUAAUUAAGACUAUUGAAUAAUUAGAAAAGGGAAUGAUUUUUUAAUCUUUUAUAGAUAGAAUAGAUUUUAAAAGAAUUUCUAAUUAUUAAGAUUAAUUAGAGCCAAGUGUUGAUUCCAGAGAAUUACCAUAUCUUGAAACCCCUCCUGCUAGGUAAAAUUAAUAGAUUAUAUAUUUUUUAUAAUAGAUUAACUAUGGAUGGAAGUGCUCCAUUUCCACCAUCUCUUGUAUUAUAAGAAUUGUAGAAGUAAUUGAAUUUUUAAGAUAAUUAAAAUCAUGAACAAGUUUAAGAAGAUGAAGAAUAAAAAUAAAUUGAAUAAAAACAAUCAGAAAAAGAUUAAGAAUUCGAUUAAGAUCUUUGA
This is a messenger RNA of Paramecium pentaurelia, 3742 nucleotides long. NCBI's taxonomy places the organism in Eukaryota, Ciliophora, Oligohymenophorea, Peniculida, Parameciidae. The record is from the annotation of a GenBank genome assembly.